Messenger RNA from Sesamum indicum (sesame), 1909 nucleotides. RefSeq names its product GCR2-like 1 (gene GCL1). NCBI's taxonomy places the organism in Eukaryota, Viridiplantae, Streptophyta, Magnoliopsida, Lamiales, Pedaliaceae. Gene Ontology annotation, cellular component: plasma membrane. The record is from RefSeq and is a predicted model, not a curated record. Gene Ontology annotation, biological process: peptide modification; carbohydrate metabolic process.
CGACCUCGUGAAUCUCACCCCUUCCACUAUCAACAACGUGGCAGUGGCGGAGCGCUUCAGCUCAAUCCACCGCCAAUAGAUGCAACCACAUCACACCACAUCCCUACGUACGCACACACAUGAUUACUGACUCCAACCCUUCCUUCCAUCUAUGCUGUGGGAGAAGUAUUAUAAUAAUCCAGGGGCAGCAGCAUCUCUGUGUAUAUAUUCUAUACUGGAGAAAGCAGAUUCCGCUUCCUCUAUCCAUAACGCUUGUCAUCGUGCUGAUAUUUUUAGUUUGGAAAAGAGGAUAGAGAGAGGAUCAACAAGAUUCUAGAGAGACAGAGAGAGAGAAUGUCGUCUUGGGUGGUGGAGUAUGCUGCGCAAGAAAGUAACAAAACCAACAACAGCAGCCAUGAAGAUGGCGAUGAAUGCUUCGAUUUGCUCCGAGCGGGUUGUGACCUAACGGGUUCCAGCCUUUCGCUCCCGGUUGAUGCUUUUCUCGGAGCCGCCGUCUCCCUCAAAGAUAAGGUGGUGGAAGUGACGUGGGGAAGACGAGGAAAUAAAGGGAGCUUGGACCCGACGGUUUAUACGGGUCUGAUGGGGACAGCUUUCACGUGCUUGCGGUCUUAUGAGGUCACCGGCAACCACCGCGACUUGCAGUUGUGCGCUGAAAUCGUUGACGCCUGCGCCGCUGCUGCUCAUACCAACAGGCAUGUCACUUUUCUUUGCGGCAGAGGAGGGGUUUAUGCGCUUGGCGCCAUUACUGCAAAUUACUGUGGGGACCAAAAGAAGCGUGACUUCUUUGUGGACCGUUUUCUGGAGAUGGCACAAGAGAGAGCUCUCCCUGCCGGGCCUGAAGAAGGGGGGUUCGGGAUGUCAUAUGAUCUUCUCUAUGGACGAGCUGGAUUUCUGUGGGCCGCUUUGUUAGUAAACAAAUACUUAGGAGGUGAAACAAUCGCAAAUGAUCUUCUCAUGCCGGUCGUCCAAGCUGUCCUGGCUGGGGGCCGAGCAGGUGCUUCUGAUGUCACAGCCUGUCCACUAAUGUAUAGAUGGCAUGGAACCAGAUACUGGGGUGCUGCUCAUGGACUUGCUGGUAUUUUACAUGUAUUACUUCACUUCCCUCUCUCUGGAGAUGACAUCGAGGAUGUCAAGUCGACCUUGAGGUACAUGAUGAGCAACCGGUUCCCACAUAGUGGGAACUAUCCAGUGAGUGAAGGAAACCCGAGGGACAGGCUGGUACAGUGGUCUCAUGGAGCUAGUGGAAUUGCUGUUACGUUGUGCAAAGCAUCGGAGGUACUUCCAAGUGACCGGGAAUUUCGUGAUGCAGCCAUAGAAGCCGGAGAAGUGGUGUGGAAGAGUGGCUUGGUCAAGAAGGUGGGAUUGGCUGAUGGCACUGCUGGCAACGCCUACGCAUUCCUGUCGCUUCUCCGCCUCACUGGAGAGAGCAUAUACAAAGAAAGAGCAACAGCAUUUGCAAGCUACUUGUAUCACAGCGCCACAAAGACGAUUACCGAAAAUGGAUCUGUUGGGGCCGAGCAUGCCUGCUCUCUUUUCCAUGGCCUGGCUGGAGCCGCUUGCCUUUGGUUUGAUCUGCACAGACAAGAGGACACCCGAUUUCCGGGGUACGAAAUCUAGACACGCAUGUAGUACGAGGGUUGAAAACAAGCAAAUGAAAUAAAUAUGGCUUUGCUAAAUAUCUUCGUCUUGUACAUAUAUAUACACCUGGUUGACUCUCAGUGUCUCCUAGUUUCCUUAUCAAGAAAGAUUAUCAAGGAGAAGAGAAGUACGCAUGUCAUAGUUUCAACCUGGAGUUGGACAAUGUCCAGGGCAUGGCGUUUGAUAGUGUGGUGGUGGAAACAAGCACACGGCAGAACGUGCUUUGCGUGUUUGUGAAUGCUGUAUCUGAAAUUUCUAACAGUUGACAAUG